CGUGCUUGGUGCCGCCUUUGUUUCGUGCUGGGACUCUCCCGUCGCUAUGAGCGCCUCUCCCUCCAGAGUGAUCCCCCUGCUGCUGGGUGCCGCGAUGCUGUGGGGGCCGAGCUGCCUCUCCCUGCGAGUCCUCAGCGGUCAAAAAGUGUGUUAUGAAGAUAUCAAGCAUCCCUGUUACAAGAUAGCCUACUUCCAGGACUUGUCAAGACGUGUGGGCUUUCAGGAGGCCCGUCAUGCCUGUGAAAUCGAUGGUGGUAUGCUUUUAAGUCUGGCAAGUGAAACUGAACAGAAGCUCAUAGAAAACAUGUUACAAAACCUCACUAAGUCGGGCUCUGGGAUUUCUGAUGGUGACUUCUGGAUUGGAUUGUGGAGAAGCGGAGAGGGACAAGCAACAUCAAGUGCUUGCCCUGAGCUCUACCAAUGGACUGAUGGAACCAUUUCAUCAUUCAGAAAUUGGUAUACAGAUGAGCCUUCCUGUGGAAGUGAAGCUUGUGUUGUGAUGUAUCAUCAACCAACUGCAAACCCUGGCCUGGGGGGGCCUUACCUUUACCAGUGGAAUGACGACAGAUGCAACAUGAAGCACAAUUUUAUCUGCAAGUAUAGUCUAGAUGAUGUCCUAGAAAAAGAACUAGGCGACAGAACAGACACAGAUUAUGAGGUUUUUCCAUCAGUGACAGCAGGAAAGCCUUAUGAUGAAAACAAAUCAGAAGAUAAUUCUCAUGUAGUUGUUACUGAAACAGUAAAGGAAGAACAAAAACCAGCCCAAACCAGUCCACAUUAUGGAUUUCAAAGAACCCCAGGAAGGACAGUACCAUGGAGGUAUAACAAUUUAAUGACUGAAAACAAAGCAAAAAUAAUAUUUUACAGUCAGGCGCUAUUAUAAUGUCAUCUCAGCACAUUAGCUUGGAAUGGCUUGAGACUGCAAUGGUUCAGCAAGAUGAACUUAAGCUCCCCCUUGAGGCAACUAUUCAGAUCAGUUUUGUAUGUAACAUUUGAUUAUUAAUUAAAUGAAACAUAUCAUGCUAGAUAAAGAAAGAGGAUGUGUCUAUUUUGCUAAGGGCAGUAACUCAUUUACAACUGAGCAGUGGAAUGGACAAUGCAUUUGAAGUUUAUAGGGGGAAAUAUCUACAAUAUGUGUUAGUUUUAAAAUUGUUUGUAGUAAUCAUAACAUUUUUAUUUCCUGUAGUCC
Messenger RNA from Gopherus evgoodei (Goodes thornscrub tortoise), 1189 nucleotides. RefSeq names its product chondrolectin (gene CHODL). Lineage: Eukaryota; Metazoa; Chordata; Testudines; Testudinidae. Bases 47 to 883 code for a protein of 278 amino acids. The record is from RefSeq and is a predicted model, not a curated record. The transcript has 6 exons. Gene Ontology annotation, cellular component: cytoplasm. Gene Ontology annotation, biological process: positive regulation of axonogenesis.